CUGAAGACACAUCCUCAAUUCACACUCACCCACCAUGUCCAAGAGCCGUACACCCAUGUACCUUGGCCUGGCCGCUGCUGGCGGUCUAGGUUACUACAUGUAUCGGGCCGGCGGGAAUCCCCAGGUCGCGAAGAAGGAGAUGGAGAUCGACGCCCACAAAGCCAGAGCAAAGAUCCCCCGCGGCUCAGAAGCCGCCAGAGUCGGCGAGGAAUUCGGCAAGGAGGCGAAUGCCACUGGUGACGAGGCGAUCAACAACGCCCGCACCAAGGCCAAGGUGGACGAGCGCAUCCCCGAGAUCGCCCAGAAUGGCAAGCACAAGCUUGACUCGCUGCGUUACCAGGCGGCGGAUAAAGUCCGUGCUGGAGUUGACGAGGUGGACAAGAAGGUUGAUCAGUUUGAUCGCACGGUUGAGAAGAAGGCGGGUGAGGCGAAGGGGACUUUGUCGGGUUGGUUUGGAGGGAAGUAAGCUAGUCUUCGCUUACCUGCUUCGCCUAAGGUACUUUGGGCUUGCAGUGAUGCAUUCAAGUUGGAUUUCGAAUGGGGUCUGGCUCAGACCUGGGAUGACGUUACGAUUUGGGAGAUGGGAAUGAUGUACUCCGUACUCUCCGUACUUUGAUGGAUAAUCACUUUGUCGGUUGCAGCAGCAAACUUGAUAUAAUGAACUUUAUGAUAACUUGCAUCUCCGAUUAGACGAGAAUGGGGGUCGUUCGAUAAGAGAGAUAGGCUUGGAUAAGAUUGGUGAUCUGCAUGCUCGCGUGGAAUGUGACAUUCCAUGUUGG
Aspergillus novofumigatus IBT 16806 is the source of this 779-nucleotide messenger RNA. RefSeq lists its product as uncharacterized. The transcript has 3 exons. Bases 35 to 466 code for a protein of 143 amino acids. Lineage: Eukaryota; Fungi; Ascomycota; Eurotiomycetes; Eurotiales; Aspergillaceae. The record is from RefSeq and is a predicted model, not a curated record.